ACAUGGGAGGCCCCCAUGAAUGGACUCUCCUGCAAACCUUCAGCCUGGAAUGUGGACCCUGCCUAAAAAGGACACAGAUAGGUGACUUGCUCAUGUGACAAACUGCGUUAUCACUGUGUGUUUCCACAGAGCCAUGGGAGUUCCUCCUGCUGGCCUAGGACAUAAACAGGACUUGGCUUCAGCCCAGCUUCUCCUCUCUGGAGGAUCUUUGCUGCCAUCGGAAGCGUGAGAAACGGACUGAUGACCCAUCCCAACAGCAGAUGUAUUGCUGAGACCUGAUUGAACUCUCCUAUCAGCCUACACCAAGAACUUUGGAAUUGGUGUGGCCCCGGCUGUCUGAUGAAUGCUGAGGAGUGGUCUGGGAUGGAUAACAAGGAGUUGGAGGCCGAGAUCCACCCUCUGAAGCGGGAGGAUGGAAACGCCCCAGAUAACCCUGAGAACUGCACAGAGAAAGAAGGUGCCUGCAGGAACGGCACCCGCUUGUCACAGCUCUCUCGCUGGCGCACGGCUGCCUUCUUCCUCUCCUUAUUCCUGUGCCUGAUUGUGGUGUUUGCCUUUUCGUUCAUCAUCCCGUGUCCAGUGAGGCCUGUUUCCCAAAGGACGUGGGACAGAAAAUACAGCAGUGCGGUGACCUACAAGUUUCUGGCUGUAGAAGACGUGAACGAAGACAAAGUGCAAGAUGUGAUCUUCGUUUUCAAAGAUACCAAUGGCAGCAGCGCUUUCAAUGGCUCCUGCUCGGAUGAAGGCCUUUCCGCUCCAUGUGCCUUCGUAGCUGCUGUCUCAGGCACCAAUGGCAGCACGCUCUGGGAGAGGCCUGCCACCGAAGACUUGCUCUGGAUGGAGUGUGCCAUUGAGAAGCUGGACGGGGCUGAGUCUCCGGGCUGCCUUGUCAUCGGGAACCCGGAGUUACUAACCGCAAUCGACCCUCGCUCAGGGAAAGUUCGAUGGAGACAGUUUAACAAUUUUGGAGCUAAUUAUACUGUGGUGACUCCCUUGCUGAAGAUGCCCGAUGUGGAUGGGGACGGUUUCCAGGACCUGAUGAUCUUUGCCACUGCAGGAGAUGAGACUAAGAGUGUCCUGUAUUCGGGGGAGAGUGCCUACUACGUUCUCUUCUACUCGGCGGACUCUCUUUAUGGCUACCCCGUGAAGGAUCUCUACAGCAUGGCCACUGGGACGGAAAGUCGCCUCGCCGGCCUCCGGCACGAUCCUCAGUGGGAGAAGAAGAUCCAGAGCCCCACACGUCACAUCCCUCUGCGCAGCUCUGGAGACGUUCGCUACCUGGUGAAGGUUCCCGGGCGAGCAGGGGAGAAUCUCUUGGUUGUGAAGUCCGAUGUGGCUGAGCUUCUUGACGGACAAACGCUCGACUCCCUGUGGACUGUCAACGCCUCCCACGUCCUGAGCGAGCCGGUGUUCGGUUACUACACCCCCGACGCUCCCCACGUCGUCCUGGAAAGCGGACUUGGCCCCCACAGGAAGAAGGUCAUGAUUAUCGAGGGUGGCUCUGGAGCAGUCCGCUGGGAGCAGGAGCUGAAUUCCGGCGCUGGGAGCCCAGGGCCAGCCACGCUGCACACCGCGGAUCACCGCUCCGUGUUCCUCUUCUGGGGAGAGCACCCGGCAGAGGCCAACGACACGGUCAUGAUUAUCGAGGGUGGCUCUGGAGCAGUCCGCUGGGAGCAGGAGCUGAAUUCCGGCGCUGGGAGCCCAGGGCCAGCCACGCUGCACACCGCGGAUCACCGCUCCGUGUUCCUCUUCUGGGGAGAGCACCCGGCAGAGGCCAACGACACGGGCUCCCCGGCGUCUCCCCAGAACCUGUAUCUGUUCCACCCCUCCUACCCCAAUGCUCUCCUGGAGCUGCGCAAUAGCUCCGAGCGGAUAGUCGCCUUUGACGCGGUGCUGUUCGAGCGGAGCCGGCACGCCUGCUAUGUGUUGCUGACGGGGCCGCAGAGCAGCGAGGGGCCGGGCUGGGUGUCCGUCGCCAAGCGGAAGCUGAAAGAAGACGUCUCCGGCAGCCGGGUGAUCUGGCUGAGCCAGGAGACGGGGCACAGCGAGCAAUCCAUCAAGGACCGCAUCUUCCGCAUGCGAUUCAGCAGCCAGCUGUGAGCUCUCGGGAGCCCCAGGGAGCCGGCUCUGCACCGGCCGCCGGGCUGCAGCAACGGACGCGUGAAACCCAGAUCUCGGACUCCAUGGCAAGUGGCUGUUCUUGGUCCGCAAGCCGGAGGCUGGCUGCUGAGAGAAGCCACAGCAGACCCCCGGGAGCCUGCAGAGCCUGGGCAUCCCAGCGCCCGCACACCCAGCCUCUGCACUGAUGGGGCUUUGCCCCCGGCUGUCACGGAAGUGCCACCACGGCCAGCUGAUCUGGCUUGCUCCCACUGGGCGCCGCAGGGCGCCGCUCAGCCGGGCUACCCUCCAGACGCAGGCCCGGGGAGGGCAUGGCGGGGCGCCAGAGGGAGGUGUCUUGCUCUCCUCUGGGUGUUUGCAGGGAGGGAGGGGCUGUGCGCCGGGAGGGGGGGGUUUCUCACAGGGGCGUGUGCAGCUAUUUUUCUUUCCCCGUUGCCCGUGUAGAGAGCGGGACUGUCCCCAGCCGGUGUUUUGGCUCGUUUCAGAGCCUGGCCCAGGCCGCUGAGGGAGCCGGGCGGGGCUCCGGGCCAGGAGAGCUACAGACUCGGGCAGUCCUGCUCUGACAGCGCCUUAGAAUCUGUGGCCCCUCCUUUUCCAAGCCGCCUGCUCCCCUGUGCUCCCAGAGGCGGCCGGGCCUGCUGCCCACAGACGCGCGUGCUGCUUGGCCCCGCGUUGGCCCUGUGCCACUGUGCGGAGGGCGCCUGACUCGGCUCCUCUCCACUCACCGGGCGCAGAGCUGGAGCGAAACUGCAGACGGCGGAAGAGCCAGGACAUGCCCCGCCGGCUGCCCCACCUCAGGCGCCGGCGCACUCUGCAUGGCUCGAGUGCCUGGCGCCCGCGGUAGAGCUGCCCGCGUCCCUGGCUGGGGAGGCUGGGGGUGCUGAGGCGAGCCCGCGGAGCACUGCCCCACCGAGUCAGGCCAGGCAAGGCCCUUGCCAAAGCCUAGCCAGGCCUGACUCCGGGACCCUGCUCUGUGCGCUGGCGGAGCAAGCAGCCGUGGGGGGUCCCUUGGGCGCUGUGUGCAGAGGAGCAGGGGGCCCUCGGCCGGCUGGCGGGUCAGGGUGCGAGGAGGGGCUAGGCGCUGAGGCAGGGCCGUGCUCGGGCACCGCGGGGCAUGGGCGGUGCCGGAGCGGAGGCCGUGCAGGGCAGCCGAGGUGCCUGUGGUGGCUUCCUCCGCCCCCGCGUGCUGCACUGCGACUCCAGCUGGGCCACGCGCGGCCAGCCCCUCGCCCUCGGGAGCAAGUCCAGGCACCGUCACCCCUGGGCAGCCGCUCCGGCGGGAUUGACCUCGCGGGGGGGGGCUCUUCGCGCCCUGGGCUCCUGUGAGCUCAUCUGGUUGGCGGGUGCCUCAGUGCUCGCUGGGAGGGAGCCGCAGGGGCACCGUGGCUGCUCGGCGCGGUGCAAGGGGCAGCUUUGCGGGGGGCUGGGGCCUGGAUCCCCUGGACGUUCCCCUUCGGCCAGACAGUCUGCGGAACCGUCGCUGCUGGAGGCGGAGCCGGGGUCGUGUCUCUGCUCUGGCUCCGGCUCCCAUGGGCCGCCCCCCCUUCCGGGGCUUGGUCCCCAUGUCAGUCCCUGCUUGUCCCCUCGGCCCGGGUGCCUCCCUGCACAGCAGCCGUCCUGGCCUGCCUCCUGCUGGCGGUGCUGGGCAGCUGCGAGCCAGGAUACCGCCCUCCCCAUUCCUGGCUUGCUGAGAUUCGGCUGUGUGGGCUGCGCCGCGCCUUGGACAAAGCGUAACCCCGCAGCCUGCACCUCCGCGGGGCUGCUCCUCCGCCGCUGAUUGGAUCUCCCUGGCCGUGCUGGAAGCAGCACGUCUGCCGAGGCCACGCUUGGUGCCUCAGGCCCAUGUUGUGCAUGAGCAAUCCCUGCUCUCUGCGUUUUCCCUCUUCCUUCCCAGCCCCCUGCGCAGCUCCCCCCUUCCGGCCGACUCCCUGCCCGCUGCCGCAGGGUCUGCGCCUCAGGAGACUCUUCUGGCUUUCAGUUCCUCUGUGAACACGUUCCCUGACCACCCGGAGUUGCAGGUUCCCGUUAGCAAUGUCCGGCCACGCUCGCAGCCUUGUAACGAUGCAGCGGCUCCUUUCCGGCUGCUUCCCCACCAUGUCUCUGUUGUUUUCGCGCAGUGUGGAAUGGGUGGGGACUGGCAGAAAGCGCUGGGCACGUGAACGGUGUUUUCGAGCGCUCGCGGCGGCGGUCUUGGUCCUUAAUUUAUUGCAAAUGUUCUGUCCGGGGUGUGGCCUGUGAUGAUUCAAUAAACCCUCUUUGACAUUGUUUGUAAACAGCGCUCUGCUUCUGCCGCUGCCCCGGAUGUACCAGCUGGGCUCAGGCCACGGUUGCCAGAUGGUUUCGACAAAAAAACCGGACACACUUGACAUUCCAUCACAAUCGACAUUCCACCUGAUCUAGAAAACAGCGGCCAGUUCUGGUUUCUCCUUUCUAGUCUCUCAAUUUGUUUCCCGAACAGAAAGCUCAAAUACUGGACUGUCCGGUCAAAACUGGACACCUGGCAGCCGUAGGCCAGGCCCUUCGGGUUUGACAGAAGAGUGAAAAGUGAUGGAACAGCUCCUGAAACAAGAGGGCUCCUGUUAGAGUAGCAAUCUCCCCCCACACCCACUGUGGAGUUAAUCUUGCUUGUGUCAUCUGCUCGGCCGCUGCUGAGAGAGGGGCCCAGCCAUCUGGGCCCGUCGCGCUCCACAGACCCCUCGGCAGCAUGUCCUGGGACUGACCAGACGUGGGAAGCGAGUGUUCGGCCCUUUCCCGGGAGCAGUGGAAUUAAUCUGCCUUGCUGGCUCUUUGGGGGCCGGGGCCUACGACUGGGGGCAGGGCCCGUUCCAGCGGCUUGUGCCACCGAGCUGGCGUGUUUUUUGCGUGCUUGUUUUUCCCUCUAGAUCUCCUCGGACCACAUGCGUUCCCCAAGUGGCCCCAGAUCCCGUGAAAUCCCCAACUGGGGAAGCUCUUACGUUGGUUUAACCGCUCUGGCCACUGCAGUAUGUGGACACAGCCUUCGAUAUCCCUGGCACCCGCAUUGGGCACCUCCGUGGUCUCCGGCGGCCACCCUCUCCCGGAAGCGGCCAGGCGUGUGGUCUGUAACGAGCGCUCCUGCCUCCACAAUGUUCGUU
Pelodiscus sinensis (Chinese soft-shelled turtle) is the source of this 5231-nucleotide messenger RNA. Lineage: Eukaryota; Metazoa; Chordata; Testudines; Trionychidae. The record is from RefSeq and is a predicted model, not a curated record.